This is a messenger RNA of Trematomus bernacchii (emerald rockcod), 4062 nucleotides long. It is a transcript of the gene mctp2a, whose product is annotated as multiple C2 domains, transmembrane 2a. The transcript has 23 exons. Gene Ontology annotation, biological process: regulation of neurotransmitter secretion. NCBI's taxonomy places the organism in Eukaryota, Metazoa, Chordata, Actinopteri, Perciformes, Nototheniidae. Gene Ontology annotation, cellular component: synaptic vesicle membrane. Gene Ontology annotation, molecular function: calcium ion binding. Bases 134 to 3304 code for a protein of 1056 amino acids. The record is from RefSeq and is a predicted model, not a curated record.
CCUCUUUGACCUCAUAGUUGGGAUGGUUGUGCUGCCUCCUUACAAAUGUGUUGUUGCUCUCGGUGGAGACUGAUUCAGUGUGUUGGUUUUUCAAGCUGUACGGCAGUGGUCGACUGAGCAGUCAUUGCUCAAGAUGGAGGUCAAGAAAAAGAACUUCUUGGGGAACCUGCGUCUGAAAACUAAGCUGGUCAACCUGAAGAAGCCUGGGAGAAAGAAACUAGCCCAGCAAGGAAGAAAGCUGGCCCAUCGGCGCAGUAUUUCUGUACCAGACCUCAGGUUUGUGCCAGACGAAUCAUUUCCUGCUGACAACCCCGAUGGGUCCACUCCCUCUGAUGCCAUCUUUUUUGGCCACUCCCCUAGUCAAAGUGAUUCUGAUUCUGUUGCAAGUGGCUCGAUCGUUGAUGGACAACACAUCACAGACAAACCAUACGAUACAGUCUCAGAAAAUCGACUCAGAGUUCCCAGAGAACGCACGGGUGCUGCUGCUUUAAAAAGAAUAAGCGCACCAUCGGGGUCACAGAGUCUUUAUGAUGAAAUUGAUCAAAUGUCAUAUACAGGCUCAGAGAUCAAGCUGAAUAUUGCUCGAGAAGGCUUGUACGCUAAAGUCAACAAAGGAGCCAAGGGGAAUGCACCUAAAUUCCCCUUUGACCCUAUUCCUCAACCAAAAUCUCCUUUCCCAAAGGCACUUUCACCAAGACCAGACCUGGUAGAGAGAGAGAGUGUCUCUGGUGAAGACGCCAUAGCAGACAGAUGGCCGGCAAGUGCUGUCGCUGCAGUUUUGGCCAGAGCAAGCUCAAUGGGAGACCAAAUUAACCCUUACAAAGAUAAGAGGCCCGGAUCAGUUGAGUAUAAAAAGUCCUCCUCUGAGAAAGGAACUCCGCCACAAACCAGAGUAGCUCGUGCGGAUACAAUGUCUCUGAUGUUAGAUACUCUGGGUACUCCUUUGGAGAGGUCAGAUGGAACCUCUCAGGGCUCUACCUGUGGCUCUCCCAAUGACGAACAAGGCAAUAUGCCCUGGACAACAGAUUCGGAUGACCUGGACCGAGAACUUUGCUCUCCCUUUCUGAUGGGAGACUUCACCAACGAAGAGAUUCUGCUAGAAGAAAUCCGAAAUGAGGAGGCCCUGGAAGAAACCGCAGAGAUGUCCAGUGAAACAUGCGAUUUAUUUGACGAAAACAUGCAAGAUAUUCUGGAAAGCUCUUCUGUUGCAACUGGGGGGACGGACAUCCAGGGACCCCUACCGUGCCAGCGAUACCUCCUGAGCAUCAACCUGAAGCAGGGAAGGAACCUGGUCGCCCGAGCCAAACGGUCUGGGACCAGUGAUCCUUAUGUGAAGUUCAAACUUGAAGGAAAACAGUUUUGUAAAAGCAAAGUGGUUUACAAAAGCCUAAAUCCGCGGUGGAAUGAGACCUUCUUCCACGCUCUUCGAGACAGAGAGCAUGACGUGGAAGUUCGGGUCUAUGAUAAAAAUAGAACUGCUGAUGAGUUCAUGGGUUCCAGCACUAUUUCCUUGAAAAGUCUUGAAUUGUACAAAACAUAUGAAAUGGAGUUGCGUCUUGAUGAUCCAAAAAGUAAAGAAGAUGACAUGGGAGUUAUUAUUGUUGACGUCUGCUUGAUGUUUAGAGAUGCCACGAUCAAAAGAAGCCCAAGAUGGCCACCGAAGAAGAAUAAGCAGAACCCGGCCCCACCAACCCAGCGGCCGAGUGAGACGCAGAGAAAUCCGCUGAAGAACCAGAAGUGGACAGGAGUGCUCGGUGUCACCUUGGUGGAGGGACUGGACCUGCCGCAGUAUGGCGAAGGGGACAUCUACGUCCGCUUUCGCCUUGGUGAUCAGAAGUACAAAAGCAAGAACCUCUGCGUUCAGGCCAAUCCCCAGUGGAGAGAGCAGUUUGACUUCAAUCAGUUUGAAGAUAACCAGGAACCUCUGCAGGUGGAGGUUUACUCAAAGAGAGGGAGGAAGGGUGAGGAAUCAUGGGGGAUGUUUGAGAUUGCCCUAUCGAGACUUCCACUUAAUGAGAGGCAGCUCUACACUCAUGUGCUGGACCCAGGAAAGGGCACGCUGGUGUUUCUGGUCACCCUGAGACCCUGCUGGGGAGUCUCCAUCUCUGACAUUGAAACAGCUACCUUGGAGAGCCCUGAUGAGAGAGACACAGUAGAGGAAAAAUUCAGCCUUAAGAACACACACAAGUGUGUGGGAGAGGUUGGUUUCCUUCAGGUCAAAGUCGUAAAGGCAAAUGAUCUUCCUGCCACAGACCUCAAUGGCAAAAGCAACCCUUUUUGUGUUGUUGAGCUCAGAAACAGCAAACUUCAAACUCACACAUUCUACAAGACCGUCAAUCCAGAGUGGAACAAAGCCUUAACAUUCCCAAUAAAGGACAUUCACGAUGUGAUAGAGUUGACUCUCCUCGAUGAAAAUGGAGACAAAGCCCCAAACUUUUUGGGGAAAGUAGACAUUCCAUUACUGACCGUUCAAAAUGGGCAGCAGAUAUGUCUGUUGUUGAAGAAAGAAGACUUGGGAAGUGCAUCAAAGGGAACAAUCACACUGGUGCUGGAUGUUAUCUACAACAAAGUCCGAGCUGGUAUCAAAACCUUUAAACCAGAGGAGACAAAACUAAUGGAGGAAAACCAGAAAUUCUCCAAAAAGGUUCUUGCCCGGAAUAUAUAUCGGGUUCGAAAUAUCAGCACAGCAGUUCUGUACACGUUACAGUACAUUAAAAGCUGUUUUCAAUGGGAGAGCACGCAACGGAGUCUAAUAGCCUUUCUGAUCUUCCUUGUGACGGUGUGGCACUGGGAGCUUUUCAUGCUGCCCCUCUUCCUGCUGCUGCUCAUUGGCUGGCACUACUUCCAGAUCUCUGCAGGGAAGGCCAGCUCCAACCAGGACCUGGUGAACAUGAGCAUGGGUGACGAAGAAGAGGAAGACGAGAAGGAAUCUGGGAAGAAAGGUUUGAUGGAUAAGAUACAUAUGGUGCAGGAAGUAGUGCUGGUUGUCCAGAACGUUUUGGAGGAAAUCGCAAACAUCGGAGAGAGAAUCAAGAACAUAUUCAACUGGUCUGUCCCAUUCCUGUCGUGCAUGGCCUUCCUGAUGCUGUUUGUGACAACAGCACUGUUGUAUUAUAUCCCUUUUCGAUAUAUCGUGCUGAUAUGGGGCGUUAAUAAAUUUACCAAGAGGCUGCGCAACCCACAUACUAUUGACAAUAAUGAAAUACUGGAUUUCCUCAAGAGGGUGCCUUCUGAUGUUCAAAAGGUGCAGCACAGCGCGAUCAGAGCGCCCACCAGCCAGAACCAGCCGCGGAAGAAAAGGUAAGCUUGGCGGACACGCUGGAUGAAAGGCUGCUCUUCUUUUUGAAUACGGUACAACGCGGCCCACCUGACAACAAUGCCUCAGUGCCAGCAGAGCCUGAGCCCCUCCCCCCCCCCACACCACCCUAACUCUGCCCCCUGCUGCUGAGGGGCAGCCGGCCGCUCUCUGGCUUGUGUGUUUGCCACCCCCCUGACAGAGGCUGUGAACUGCAGCAGCGAGGAGGCCAGCACAUGGCACUGUCAAUCACGAGCCUGGAGGUAAAGAAAAGAGAGCGCUGCGAGGCUGAGCCUUCAUCUUCGGAUAUCAUUUAGAAAAGGAAUGAAAAGCGUCGGGCUCGGCUUACCUUAGACCUCCACUGUUUUUUUUGGGACUUUGGUGAAACUAAGAAAUAUGCCUUCAGGUUAAGUUAAUACAGGCCUAGCAGUUUAUCAAAAACAAUCCAUGGAUCUUUUUUUCUUUAACCAUGUUAAUAUAAUUAAAGGACAUUUUGCAAUAGAUUUUUUGAAUAAUCAUCAAAAUAAUAUGUUUAGUUGCACAUUAAAAAUAUUAGGACAGAGUACUGAAUUUAUUUUUGUGGAAUGGAUUUCCUGUAUAUAAUAUAUUGCUUUCUUAAUUCUCUCUUUGAACCAAAUAUAUAUUUAUGUACUGCAAGUGUAUUAUUACCAGCUUCCUUUAUGUGUAUAUAUUUUUACUGAGUAUAUGUCUGCAUCAUCAAAUGGAGAAUUAGCAGAAAUGCUGAAUAAAGAGUGUGAUCAGUUUUG